Molecule: messenger RNA, 1834 nt
Organism: Corythoichthys intestinalis (scribbled pipefish)
Lineage: Eukaryota; Metazoa; Chordata; Actinopteri; Syngnathiformes; Syngnathidae
Gene: dhrs12la
Product: dehydrogenase/reductase 12-like a
Exons: 12
Coding region: 282-1244 (320 amino acids)
Source: RefSeq, a predicted model, not a curated record
CAUUUUCAUAGCCUGCUUCAAAGGUAAUGCUGUGCUGCCUGACAUGUGUCUUCAUCUCGCAAAUACAACAAUUCCCUUUGCUGCAAUGGUUAGAAGUGGAAAAUCAGAACAGUGCCAACCUGGAGAAACAUGAAUCAGGGUCAGACUUGAAGAAGCAUGUGGGCCGCAGGUGUUGUCAGCCCAGUACUAGGCUGCUCGGCUCCACGUGGUGUCCAAACGCAGCUAAAAAGAGGAGCAAAGAGAGGAGAACGUCCUGAUGCUUCCAGAGCCAGACAGCAAUCAUGUCUCUGUACCGCAACUUGGCCUGGUUCCUCAAGGGAAUGACAGAGUUCACCAGGAAUGCCUUCUUGUCAGCUUCCAAGCGCUUUAUGGAGAAGGACCUGGAGGUCUCUUUGGCGGGACGCUCCUUCAUGAUAACAGGAGCAAACAGUGGCAUAGGCAAAGCCACAGCUAUGGCAAUUGCCAGGAGAGGCGGAACGAUCCACAUGGUGUGCCGGAACAAGGAUAAAGCUGAAGAGGCUAGGGCUGAACUUGUCAAGGAGACAGGAAAUAAAGAGAUCUAUGUGCAUAUCCUGGAUUUAUCUGAGACCAAGAAGGUCUGGGAGUUUGCAGAGGCCUUCAAGAGGAAGUACAAGGCUCUAAAUGUCCUGAUUAAUAAUGCAGGCGCCAUCAUGAGUAAGCGGGAAGUGAACGCUGAGGGUCUCGAGAAGAGCUUUGCCACCAAUGUCCUCGCUGUUUACAUUCUCACCAAGAGCCUCAUUCCCUUGCUGGAAAAGAGUGCCGAUCCAAGAGUGAUCACUCUGUCAUCAGGAGGAAUGCUGGUACAGAAGCUCAGGAUAGGGAACCUGCAAACUGAGAGAGGUCGCUAUGAUGGUACCAUGGUCUAUGCCCAACAUAAGAGGCAGCAGGUGGUGAUGACGGAGCAGCUUGCAAAGAUUCACCCGAGCAUCCAUUUCUCUGUCAUGCAUCCUGGCUGGGUGGACACUCCUGCGGUAGCAAAUGCCAUGCCUGACUUCCAUCGCUCUAUGAAGAGCAGCCUGCGGACGCCGGAGCAGGGCGCGGACACUGUGGUGUGGUUGGCUGUGUCUGAGGCCGCCAUUACCAACCCGAGUGGACGCUUCUAUAAGGACCGUCGGAUGGUGGCCACCCACCUGCCUCUGGCCUGGACCCACAGUUCCCCCCUGGAGGAGCAGAAGCUGAUCUCCGCAUUGGAUGACUUAGCCAAGAUGUUCCAGCCACAUUGAGAGCACCACUGCACGCUCAUUAGUAAUAAGCGUGGAGUCUUCAAGGCUGCAAGAAGAGGUCCACCUCUGAAGAUGUCAGCUUUUGUGAGCCACAUUAAACAUAAAUUGCUUUUUUAUGUAUUAACAUACAUGGCUUCACUUUUGUGUCUUGAAGAAUGAACUUUACUCAUUGAGUGUUUGAUAUAUUCAAUAACUUUUCAUUCUUAGAGAGCAUUAGAAGAAUCUCCUACACAUUCUCUUUAUACUGGGACUUUUUGAAAGUAGUCAAUCAGAUGGGAAUCUGAUCUGACCAGUCUCAGCCACUAUUUAUUCACCCAGACCUAGCUGUGGAGUCUUCCUAAUUCUUGUGUCUAUGGUUAGUAUGUGUAAUUAAUAGAACUGUAUGUUGUUUCUUGUCUUGCAAUGUUGCACCUUGUGUUGAAGAUGGGGGUGAAGUGCUCUUUUUGGCCCUUAAAUGCAAAACAUUGAAGCAAUUUGUGCAGUGAAUAUAUGCAUGUAUACCUAAUACACAGCGCCUUUUAAAGCAAGCUGCUUUAAUGUCAUGAUUUAAAUUUGUAAAAGCAUUGACAAAUAAAGAAAAAAGGAGAGUA